Aureobasidium vineae is the source of this 1419-nucleotide messenger RNA. NCBI's taxonomy places the organism in Eukaryota, Fungi, Ascomycota, Dothideomycetes, Dothideales, Saccotheciaceae. The record is from the annotation of a GenBank genome assembly.
AUCACAGCUCUGUGUGAUUCUCAGGCUUUUGCGCCUGAGGGUCUGUUAUUGGCCGCCUGUGGUGCUAAAAUCGUCUCUGUAAAACUUUCAGAUGGCUCAAUCGUCGAAGCCGCUUCAGAUAGUGGUCCUCCAGGCAAGAAACGCAAACUUGAAUCCGAGACAGCAGCUACUCCGAAUGUUAUCAAGCUAGCAGUCGCUUCUGAUAACAAACACAUCGUUGCCGUGACUGAUGACAAGUCUGUCAGAGUCCUCGAGGUGACUGAGAGUGGUAAGCUGAAUGAAUUGAGCGAAAGAAGAAACAUGCCCAAACGUCCUUGUGCGGUUUUGGUAACUCCAGACAACCAAACCAUCCUGUGCGGUGACAAGUUUGGAGAUGUGUACUCCNUACCUCUGUUCCCAUCUGCCAUCGUAGACAAGGUCGAAGAGAGCUCCAAGGUAGAAACCAAGGAUGAUGCAGGUCCCAAAAAGUACGUCCCUGCAGCUACUACUUUGACUGUUCAUUCUGGCCGCAACCGAAGGGCCCUAGAGAAUCAGAUGAAGCAGAAGGAUCUGCAGGCCAAAGCCAGAGAAGGACCUAAAUUCGAGUAUCAACUCCUUCUCGGACAUGUCUCCAUGCUGACCGAUGUCCAAUUUGCGACUGAGGAGGUCAAUGGCAAAACUCGUGGCUACAUCAUCACAGCCGAUAGAGACGAACAUAUUCGAAUCUCUCGGGGUCCUCCUCAAGCACACAUAAUUGAGGGUUUCUGCCUCGGGCACAAAGACUUUAUCAGUAAGAUCUGCCUAGUGCCUGGUACGGAUCUCCUGGUAAGUGGCGGUGGAGAUGACUGGCUGGGAACGUGGGACUGGCGGACCGGCAACCUCAGAGAAAAGUGCGACGUGAGAUCUGCCCUUUCUGCUCUCUUCUCUUCUCAACCCUCCACCACCACAUUCGGCCCUGAAAGCUCGAUCGCAGUGUCCGGACUUUGGACUGUACCUGCUGGUACGGACAACAAGGAAACUGCAAUCUUGGUCGCUUGUGAGAAGCUGCCAUGUCUUUUGGUGUCACAACAGGGCUCAGCCUCCCGUAUGGUUGGUAUUUCUCUACCAGGAGUGCCCUUGGAUGUUACCGUGGUUGGCAACACUGUCCUUGUCUCUUUGGAUGUCACAGAGGCAUCAACUCCACGACUCCAGGCUUACCGAGUAUGCAACACCGGAUCUGAGACAAACUUGGAGCUCGACGAGGGCUUCAGUGCAAAACUGUAUGCUGCUAACAACCUCAUGCUUCCUGCGCCAGAGCGGAAGCAACUUGACAACUUGCUGUAUGGAAUUGAGAACCUGAGAAAGAGGGGCGCUCCAGAGGAAGCACAAGAGGUUGCAGCAGAACAGGCGACUGAUGGCGCCACUAGCGAGUUACCGGAGGAUGCUCCAAUGGAGGAAUAG